AUGUAAUAAGCUCCUCCAGUUUAAUUUGAAAAGUGCCCAAAACAUCCACAAAAUGAUAUUGUGUUAUUUUGUUUAUCGAUUGAAUGUAAAGAGGUAUAUAUCCUAUAUAAUUUAUUAUUCUAGCCACUUUGUAAAGAUUGCUGCAAAUUACAUGUUCAUUGGCACAAUCAACAAGGUACUUAAGCUAAUUUAGAUACAGUUGAUAAUGUAAGAUAAUUAUUGUUAACAGAUGUACAUGAAUUGAAACUUAGAUUUGAAGAGUAAAAAUAUAUAUUUUUAUUUUUAGAGAAAGAAAUAUUCUUCAUCAUUUUAGUGAUAGUGAAUAAUCUGAAGCAGUAAAAUAGAUACAAAAUAAAUUAUAAAAAGUCAAAUAAACUCUUCUUGCUGCUGUUCAUGAUUACUGUCAUUAAUUGGAAGAAUAAGUUAAAUAGCGUAUCUAAUUACAUAGAGUAAUUAAUAUUUAAUCUUAUCUUAGUAAUCUCAUCCUGGAGAAAAGAAAGAUCUUCAUCAUAAAUUGAAUUCUAUCAUCAAUAAUUUAGAUUAAUAAGAAAAAUUGUUGUUAUAACCAAAAUAUAUCAAAGGAUGUUUAAUGGUUAUGAGUGAAGAGUAAAAUCAUGAUUUUGAAUAACUUUCAUUUGAUGUUGAUAAUGCCCUUAAACAUUAUCUUUCCAAUGCUUUUGAUUUGGUCAUUUCUGAAGAUAAAUUAGCUAGAAUUGUUCAAUCCUUUCAUGAAUAUGUUGAAAUUAGAGAAGCUAAUCUUAAAGAAGAAUUAGAUAUUUAUACUUAAAAAAUUAGAGAAAAUAAGAGAAAUCCUCAUGAACCUCUAAAUAAAUAAUUUAAUUCAACUUCAUAAAAAUAAUUCUAACCAAAAGAAUCUAAAUUAAUGCAAUCCAUUUAUGAUGACAAAUUUAGACCAACCUUCUAGCCAAGUUAAUCACAAUACAGGCCAAGCUUCAAUGAAAAUAAAUCUGAUUAAAUCAUGUCUAAGUUUUAUCAUUGAUUAAAUACUAAUUUUUAUUACAG
This is a messenger RNA of Paramecium sonneborni, 1023 nucleotides long. NCBI's taxonomy places the organism in Eukaryota, Ciliophora, Oligohymenophorea, Peniculida, Parameciidae. The record is from the annotation of a GenBank genome assembly.